GAUUCCAACACCACCACCACAAUUGAAUGUUCUAGGACAAAAGUAGACGUCAGCAUAGCCUGACUGUGAUUUCAGGAUGCCUCGAAAACGCUGGAUUGACAAGAAGCAAGCACAAACAUUUCAACUUCUCUACCGUCCACAAGACGACCCUGCACUUCACGAUGAGUCUGCCGGUGAGCGAGCACUAUAUCAGAUCUCGGGGGCUGGCAGCUCUUCUCAGAAACCCAUCCCUCGGGAACUGCAUAUAGACGACUUGGAAGAUGACUUGGACUUUGAGAACAUGCGAGAGAACGAAGGAGAAGCAGCCGAGCACGGAGUUUAUUUUGACGAUACCACGUACGACUAUAUGCAACAUCUUCGAGAUAUCGGCCAAGGCGGUGGAGAGUCACAUUUCAUCGACGCCACUUCACUGGCCUCGAAAGGAAAAGCAAAGGUGAAGCCGAUAAAAUUGGAGGAUGCACUACGAGAGGUCUCGCUGGAUGAUGGGAAGAGUGUCGCCGACAGUGAGAUGUUGUCAACGUUUUCUACCUCCACCAGACCAAGGACGUAUCAGAACCAGCAAGAUGUUCCUGAUGAAAUCGCCGGAUUCCAACCAGACAUGGACCCGAGAUUAAGAGAAAUCCUCGAGGCUCUAGAUGAUGAUGCAUACGUCGACAACGAGGACCAGGAGGAUUUGUUCGGCUCACUAGCAAAGGAGGGUCGAAUGGGCGAACUUGAUCUUGCCGAAUUUGAGGCAUCAUAUGACGAAUUUGACGACGAUGGUUGGGAAUCUGAUGCAACAGAGAAAGCCCCAGAACAACCUAUGGAAAUCAAACUCCCAACUAGUGCUCCGACUACCGAAGGAUCAGGCGAACAAGGAGAUCAAAACACAUUGGAUGCUGAAGCCGCUGCGGCUGAAGAUGGAGACUGGUUGCGCGACUUUGCACGGUUCAAACGUGACGGAGCGAGAAAGCCGCCUCCACAGGCUGCCGAGUCCAUCAUCGCUGCCUCAGCGGUCCACGAUAGAGCAGCUUCUUUAUACACCCUCAACGGCACACCUCUACGGCAGAAGAAGCGAAAGGGUGCUCUGACCAACCCAUCAGCAUAUUCCAUGACUUCUUCAUCACUCGCACGAACUUCAGGCCAGCAAUUACUUGACGCCCGGUUUGACCAGGUGGAGAAGAUGUAUGCUCUGGAUGAGGGAGACGAGUUUGAUGAUAUGGAUGGUGGCAUGUCACUGGCGUCUGGAAUGACUGGGCAAUCCAAGAUGUCGCAACUCUCCACCACGAGCUUUGCAGAUGAAGGUGCUGUGAGAGACGACUUCAAUGGCAUGAUGGAUGACUUCUUGGGUGACUGGAACAAAGCCAAUCCUGGUGGGAAACGCAAAGGCGCCAAGGGCAAGAGGGGCAAGCACGGAAAUGAAGUGUAUGGUCUGCAGCAACUGGAUGAGGUUCGUGCAGAACUCGGUCCAGCUAGACUGGGUCGACGGCCACAAAAGACAUGAUUGCGAGGUUGUGACGACGGAAAUGACCCUGGUGUCGGUGCUGGGCGCAUACGGAGUACCGAGACAAGACGAGACGUGAUAGAUACCCUGGGAUUUGGCAAAUAAGAACUUUGAGAUUUUCUGACUCAAGA
Molecule: messenger RNA, 1614 nt
Organism: Exophiala mesophila
Lineage: Eukaryota; Fungi; Ascomycota; Eurotiomycetes; Chaetothyriales; Herpotrichiellaceae
Exons: 2
Coding region: 77-1483 (468 amino acids)
Biological process (GO): ribosomal small subunit export from nucleus; ribosomal small subunit biogenesis
Cellular component (GO): nucleus; preribosome, small subunit precursor; cytosol
Source: RefSeq, a predicted model, not a curated record